Messenger RNA from Papilio polytes (common Mormon), 869 nucleotides. RefSeq lists its product as uncharacterized. NCBI's taxonomy places the organism in Eukaryota, Metazoa, Arthropoda, Insecta, Lepidoptera, Papilionidae. The record is from RefSeq and is a predicted model, not a curated record. Bases 216 to 833 code for a protein of 205 amino acids. The transcript has 5 exons.
GUUUGUUCGUUGUUUAAGUGGUUUUUGAUUUCAGGUUUUUGUCCGAGGCACGUGAUGAAGUCACGUGCGUCAAACAUUCGAAUAUUUUGUCCUAGAAAUCUGGGAAACCAGUGUGCGCGUGUAGUGUAGCGCUGACAUAAACGGAUUGCCAGUAGAACGUUCAACCUAUUAAAGUUCCCUAUACACGGACCACAGUGAUGUCAUCCCCUGCUUGAAUGGUAUCGCUUGUUCCUUGGUCGGAACAACAUUUGGCGUUUCGUGAUACAAUAAUGAAGUCUAAAAUAUACUAUUUCGAGAAUUAUAUGCGAGCGACAAUGACGCCAGGAUUUUAUUAUCCAUAUUCGCCGAUCAAUUACUGCAGCCUGUCGAUGGCAUGUGUCCACGAUUCCAGACCGGUGUGCGCCACCUCGCCCGAUGGCUGCAGUCGCCGCAAGUUUCUUGACCAAUGCGAUAUGUUCGAGUACAAUUGUGACUAUAACGCACAUUACGAAAUGAUCGAAUGUGAAAGUCCAAACAAUUCGGAGAACGUGAAAUCUUGUACUCCAGAUGUUUCAAAGCUGCAUACAACAGCGAUGAAAGAUUAUUAUUAUUCUAUUUAUAAAGUUAAAGAUACAUUUGUCACAAAAGAAGACUUAGUUGUAUCUGAAGCACCUGAUAAUGUUGAAAUAUUAAAAGAUUUGACUUCUGAAGAGCAAAUACAAGAGAGUACAUUGCAAGAAAGUACUUGUAAAACAAAUUGUAAAAGACCACGAACAUGGGCAACAACUGUCAAAGGAGAAACGAGAGAUUUCUUUCGAAUUUUGCAAAACAGUCAAGAUAAGAAACGUAUUUAAUUUAAAUGUACAAUUACCUUUUGUUCGCUAAUUUUU